GAUGCGUAUCAGAGCAAGAGCGGGUAGGUUCAGGAAUCAGGAAGAAGCUAAACCUGGUGAGCUCGUGAGCACGUAAGCAGGUUAUUGAUUGCUCCGCAGGAAAGUUGGAUUUCAGAAUGUUCAUGCGAGCCUGUACAUCUUGUAGAGGUGUAAAUAGAAUUCAAGCCUGCAGAUUCGAUCGUCCAAUCUCGGCAUCGCACAGCCUGCGAGCAUACAUUCCAGCAGCUGGACAUCGAUUGUUCUCGAGCUCAGACACUAUGGCAGCGGAAGCACCACGAUUGAACUGUAUGGGGAAGCCGGUCGAUGCACCGGAGGCAACGAAUUCAGUCGUCCGACCGGUGUCCAAUGCUGAGAAACAAGCUCGAGUUCGAGAGCUGAUGUCCGCAAGCUCAGGUAAUAGUUGGGAUGAAUGCUGGAAGGAGGGCAUGACUCCGUGGGAUGUGGGCGGAGUGACUCCAGUCAUUCAGCAUCUUGUGGAGCAGGGUGAGUUGCCCCAGGGCAGAGCUCUCGUUCCAGGUUGUGGUUCCGGGUACGACGUCUUGGCUUUGGCCAGCGAAUUUCGGCAAGUUGUAGGUCUGGACAUUUCGGAGACAGCCAGCAGUCAGGCGAAGAAGAAUGCAGAGCAGCACCCUCGAGGAAAAUGGGUGCAGUUCAUCGUCGAUGACUUCUUCACGUACACCCCCGAGAGCCCAUUCAAUCUCAUUUUUGAUUACACAUUCUUCUGCGCCCUAGAGCCGGAAUUAAGACCAAAGUGGGCCUCGAAAAUGGCUGAAUUACUAUCUUCCGACGGCGAGCUCCUUACCCUCAUGUUCCCCAUCGAUGACUUCGCUGGAGGGCCCCCUUUUGCUCUUUCAGUGGAGGCCUAUGAGAAGGUGCUGAUUCCCCAAGGGUUGAUGUUGGUUUCUUGUGAGGAGAACGAGUUCAGUGUGCCAGCUCGCAAGGGUAAGGAGAAAAUUGCGCGCUGGAAGAAAAGCUCGUCGAAAAUGUGAAGGUAAAUACUCGAAUUCUGGUGGAGUGAUUCGAUCAGGGUUCCUGACAUGUGAAGCCUAGGAUGAUCACUUACUUCGUUCACUUGAUAAAGUUAGUGACCAUAGUUCCGAGCACUAUCAGCGAUAGCAUGAAAUCCAGAUGUGAAGUGCUGAUCCACAGCCUGAUGUUUCGCUAUUCCUUGGCAACUGUCCUCGCCACAGAAUAUGUGCAGCUUCUCCUCUUGUAGCAGCUUCAGAUUCAAUCACAUGGAGCAGUCAGGUUCCGAGUUGGGAUUAAGAAUCGUCCACUUGAGUAUUGAGUAGGAUCGAAUUAAAGUGUAAUGUUAAAACCGAACAAGUAAAAUCACAGAGCCACGGCCACUGCUGUGUUCAUAGAACGAUGCAAUCCGGAAGUACAUUCUUCUUCUGCC
Molecule: messenger RNA, 1399 nt
Organism: Marchantia polymorpha subsp. ruderalis
Lineage: Eukaryota; Viridiplantae; Streptophyta; Marchantiopsida; Marchantiales; Marchantiaceae
Source: the annotation of a GenBank genome assembly